CAGAACAUAUAAAGCAAAGCAAUUACGUAUCAGAAGAAGAAGCACUGAAGAAAGAAGAGCUCAGGAACAAUGGCCCACCUGACACUAAUUGCCAGAGCCAGUGAUGGACUACCUCUGUCCACAUCCAUUGUCAAUGAAGAGUCUGGCCGGGAUUAUGCUGAAUACCAACCCAAGGCCAAGCAGAUAUUCCGCAAGCUGUCGUCAGUCAGCCCCCCUCGAUGCUCAAUUGAGUGUGACCCGGGUCGUAUGGUGUUCCACUACAUCCUUGAGGAGGGGAUAUGCUACCUCCCCCUGUGUGACCCCACCUAUCCUGCCAAGCUGGCCUUUAACUACCUCGAGAAUCUACACAAAGACUUCAGUAAGCAACAUGGCAACGAUGUACACAAGGCCAGUCGACCGUACCAUUUCAUUGAGUUUGGUGGUUCACCCACUUCUACGUGUGGGGGGUGGUGUGGAACUACUCUGUAUUCCUCUACUAUACCAGCCACUGUCUACUGCACACACGACUACCGCUAUUGGGCCUUGCAAUCAAGACCGUCAUUGGGAACUUUGUGUCAUCCAAAUGCAACUAUUUCUCUCAAGCUCAUUUGGAAGUGUGGCUGGUUCUACUCCUCAUUUGCCUGCAAGUGUCUCGUAGAUUGUUUGAGUGUUUGUUUGUGAGUGUGUUCUCUGAUAGCAAGAUGGCACCAGCUCAUUACAUACUCGGAGUCUACUUCUACACCGCUUUGAGACCAACAGCACUGCUGCAUUUGAAUUCAGACUCACCCCUUGCUGGCCUGAUUGUAGCCACUCUGUUGUUCCUCUGGGCCUACACACAUCAGUACCGAUGUCACGUCACCCUUGCACAACUCAGAGCAGUCAAGAACAAGUUUGAGGACUAUCCAAACAACAAACAAAUUUUUAUUUCCAUUUGUUUAUUAGUUGCUAAUAUGCUAUGUACAUGCAGUACUGUAUGGUAUCAUUCAUAUUCUCCAAUCAAUAAUCUAUCAAAUUAAUGAUCGAAAAAAUUAAUUUUGAAUUUGCAGUGAAUAAUAAUUGACGCUUCUUAUGCUAUUAUUUGUACAUGCAGUACAUGGUACAUUGAAUUAGUAUGACAUCAUUUAUUGUUCAAUCAAUAAA
Molecule: messenger RNA, 1119 nt
Organism: Halichondria panicea
Lineage: Eukaryota; Metazoa; Porifera; Demospongiae; Suberitida; Halichondriidae
Product: vesicle-trafficking protein SEC22b-like
Exons: 5
Coding region: 70-660 (196 amino acids)
Biological process (GO): endoplasmic reticulum to Golgi vesicle-mediated transport; vesicle fusion with Golgi apparatus; retrograde vesicle-mediated transport, Golgi to endoplasmic reticulum
Cellular component (GO): endoplasmic reticulum-Golgi intermediate compartment; ER to Golgi transport vesicle membrane; Golgi membrane
Molecular function (GO): SNAP receptor activity
Source: RefSeq, a predicted model, not a curated record